AUGUCAAACGAUACUUCGGAACAUGUUACCCAAAUCCACGAUGAGGAGAAAGGUCUGCACAGAACAACGACUGGGGUGACCAUGUCUCCAGAACUAUUCGAAAAGUUGUAUCUGACGCCGAAGGUCCCACGUGUCGGAGACUAUAACAAACGGUUUGCAAAUCCAACUGGGCUUGGUUUGGUCGGCUUCGUCAUAUCCACUUUCACCUUUGCGAUCAUAUUGAUGGGCUGGGGAGGCGCCAGCGGUUUCUCUCCUGUCGUCGGGAUAUUCUUCUUUACAGGCCCCGUUCUCCUGAUCUUUGCGAUGGUCUUCGAAUGGGUCAUGGGCAAUUUCUUCUCGAUGAUGGUAAUGGGGCUUUUCGCCGUCUUCUGGCUGUCGUUCGGACUCCUCCAGUUGCCGACUUUGCAACUCGGUAUUCCGUACGCGUCUUCUGUGGAUCCGACCGGGCUGGCAUCGCCGGAGUACAAUUCAGCAGUUGGCUUGUAUUUGCUAGUCUGGGGAUUCGCCUUAUUCACCUACUUCAUCUUCACCUUAAAGAUUAAUACCGUGUUUGCACUCAUCUUCGGGCUCGUGAGUAUUGCGUCAUGGAUUCUUUCGGGCGCAUACUUCAAAGUGGCCGCCGGUGAGUAUGAUGCGGCUGGCCGACUCCAAAAGGCGGGUGGAGCAUUGCUAUUCGUAGUAGCGGGAUUAGGCUGGUACAUGACGUUCAUCGUAAUGGCUGCAGAGAUGCGCAUUUCUGUCAAGCUUCCUGUCGGCGACUUGAGCCAUCUUUGGCCUCGGACGGAUAGAGAGAUCACCGCAGGAGAUCAUCAAGACUAG
Molecule: messenger RNA, 819 nt
Organism: Neoarthrinium moseri
Lineage: Eukaryota; Fungi; Ascomycota; Sordariomycetes; Amphisphaeriales; Apiosporaceae
Exons: 6
Coding region: 1-819 (272 amino acids)
Cellular component (GO): plasma membrane
Molecular function (GO): acetate transmembrane transporter activity
Source: RefSeq, a predicted model, not a curated record